Molecule: messenger RNA, 305 nt
Organism: Staurois parvus
Lineage: Eukaryota; Metazoa; Chordata; Amphibia; Anura; Ranidae
Source: the annotation of a GenBank genome assembly
GAUCAGCUGUGUCCAAUCACAGCUGAUCACAUGUAAAUAGGGAAAUGCCGGUUAUCGGCAUUUCUCUCCUCACCAGCUGUCAUGUGACAGCUGGAGAGGAGAGCCGGUAAUCAGUAUUCCUCGGAGGGGACAUCAGUGCCACCUGUCAGUGCUCAUCAAUGCCAGCUGUCAGUGCCACAUCAAUGCCACAUAUCAGUGCCUACCAGUGCACAUCAAUGCCACAUAUCAGUGCCCAUCUGAGCUGCCUUUCAGUGUCACCUAUCAGUGCCAGUCAGUGCCACCUAUCAAUGCCAGUCAGUGCUACC